UACGAGGCCCUUUCGGCUGUCCGUUCUCCAUUGACUUCAAUUGCCAACCGUCUGGUAGUUCCGUGAAGAUCUUCUCGUUCCCUUCUCCUGCUUUUUAUACCCCCCAGUUCGACCAUGGCUGCUCCCCGACUUUUCCGCCCGGCAGCUCGCCUGCUUUCUUCACGCCUUUCUUCGGCGCCUCUUCGCCCUGCUUUCUCCCAGACCGCAUGCGCACCCUCAAUUCUGCGUUUCCGAGGGUAUGCUACCGAGACCGGUACCAAGGAGGUUACGGUCCGUGAUGCACUGAACGAGGCGCUCGCCGAGGAGCUGGAGGGCAACAAGAAAACUUUCAUCUUGGGAGAGGAGGUUGCGCAGUACAACGGAGCGUACAAGGUGACGAGAGGUCUGUUGGACCGCUUUGGUCCCAAGCGGGUCAUUGAUACCCCCAUCACGGAGGCCGGUUUUUGUGGUCUCGCCGUCGGUGCUGCUCUUGCUGGACUGCACCCCAUUUGCGAGUUCAUGACCUUCAACUUUGCCAUGCAGGCUAUCGAUCAGAUCAUCAACUCCGCUGCCAAGACGCACUAUAUGUCUGGUGGAAUCCAGCCCUGCAACAUCACUUUUCGCGGACCGAACGGAUUCGCCGCCGGUGUUGCCGCCCAGCACUCCCAGGACUAUUCCGCUUGGUACGGUAGCAUCCCUGGAUUGAAGGUUGUUGCGCCUUGGAGCGCUGAGGAUGCCAAGGGUCUGUUGAAGGCUGCCAUCCGUGACCCCAACCCCGUCGUCGUCCUGGAGAACGAGCUGUUGUACGGCCAGGCCUUCCCGAUGAGCGAGGCUGCUCAGAAGAGCGAUUUCGUCCUCCCUAUUGGCAAGGCCAAGAUUGAACGCCCCGGCAAGGAUUUGACUAUUGUUACCCUUUCCCGCUGUGUUGGACAGUCGCUCAAUGCUGCUGCCGAGCUUAAGCAGAAGUACGGUGUCGACGCGGAGGUGAUCAACCUGCGGUCCGUUAAGCCCCUUGACGUGGAGACCAUCAUCCAGUCGCUCAAGAAGACUGGCCGUCUCAUGUGCGUCGAGUCUGGAUUCCCCAUGUUCGGUGUCUCCUCCGAAAUUCUUGCUCUGUCUAUGGAGUACGGCUUUGACUACCUGACUGCUCCUGCGGUCCGUGUGACUGGCGCUGAGGUGCCUACCCCUUACGCCGCCGGCCUUGAGCAAAUGAGCUUCCCCCAGGAGGACACCAUUGUCAGCCAGGCUGCCAAGCUGCUGCGGCUGUGAAGUGGGUCGCUGUACAUCAACCGACGGCGUCUGAGAAAAUCUGAAGUAAUAAAACCAUCUGUCUAGUACCCUCUUAUUGUCGCAGCCAUUGCCUCCUCUUCUCCCAUUCUCCCUAACCACCCGAUUUCCUGGAAUUUGUACGACUAUACAACGCAAUCAACAUCAAUCCGCAUCUUAGAAGC
Molecule: messenger RNA, 1430 nt
Organism: Aspergillus ibericus CBS 121593
Lineage: Eukaryota; Fungi; Ascomycota; Eurotiomycetes; Eurotiales; Aspergillaceae
Product: pyruvate dehydrogenase (acetyl-transferring) subunit E1 beta
Exons: 4
Coding region: 115-1248 (377 amino acids)
Biological process (GO): pyruvate decarboxylation to acetyl-CoA
Molecular function (GO): pyruvate dehydrogenase (acetyl-transferring) activity
Source: RefSeq, a predicted model, not a curated record